UUUUCUCACUUCUCUCGCUCUCCCUCUCUCAUCUCUCACUAAUUUGUCCAUUCUUCCGACACUUAAAAUAUACUGGUUAAAUUUUAAUUUCUUUUAGUACUAUUUUAUUAGCACUAGAAUCUUGAGUACCGAUUUAAUAUUUAUGCGAAUAUAAAUGGGGGCGGGCACAAGUAGAUUAGUUGAAACAAAUAUGAAAAAUAGAAUGAGGAACAUUGUGAGCGGCAGAUGAGAAAUAAAUAUGGCGAUCGACGCUGUGCAUCUUUUUUGUUGAAGAGUGAUUGUUCUUUUUAGUAUACCAAUAGAAAUAAAAUAAAAAGAAAUGAAAAGUAGUUGAAAUGUUUAAAGGCCGAGAGGGAUGUUACUUUAGUUGUAACGCCCUCACAAUCAUCCGCAAAAUGCUGCACUCAAUUUCAUUUUCUCCGUACUCUUACCACAUGCCGCUCUCUUCUCUACGCUCCCUCAACACUACGCCGUUUCAUCUCAAUGAGUGAAUUCUGUGAAGUUGAAAUGAAAGUCCGUGAUUAUGAGUUGGAUCAAUAUGGUGUGGUCAACAAUGCAGUCUAUUCAAGUUAUUGCCAACACGGUCGUCAUGAACUCUUGGAAAGCAUUGGUAUUAAUUGUGAUGCUGUAGCUCGUACCGGCGAUGCAUUGGCAUUAUCAGAGUUAUCAAUAAAAUUCCUUGCACCGCUAAGAAGUGGGGAUAAAUUUGUAGUGAAGGUUAGGAUUUCUGGAUCUUCAGCAGCACGGUUAUACUUCGAUCACUUCAUCAUUAAGCUUCCAAACCAAGAGCCUAUUUUGGAGGCUAAGGCUACGGCUGUUUGGCUUGACAAAAACUAUCGCCCGAUUCGAAUUCCAGCAGAGAUGAAGUCGAAGUUUGUGAAAUUUAUUCGAAAUGAGGCCUCUUAAUUUGGUUGCUAGAAUGCAAUAUUACAAAAGAUGCAUCGACAAUUGCCUUCCCCGUUGAUGUUAUUGAUUUCGAAUUUCAGCGACUGCAAAGACGAUUUCUCUUUGGUGAUCUUACUAUUGUUAGAUAUUGCGAUCUCCCUUGGCUAUGGAAUUGAUUCUGUGUAUCUCAAUGGUAACUAAAUUUAGAGGGAUUAAUGUUUUGGUUUAUAUUUUACUAGAUAUUUAGCUUUGUGCCCGUUUAGGUGUCCUGUGUAAGAGUUGGGCCAUGAUAUUACAUUAUUUGAUCGAUAACUAUACAAGUAUGUAUAAGCGAUCAUGCAAAGUGUAUACCAAAGAUCAGCUACUACACUAGGUCUUUGUAGAAUACAUAUUGAGAUACAAAAUACAUAUUGAAAAUGAGUUAAACAAUACAUAUAUUUGCCAAUGAGCUAUAGCUCAAAUGGCAUAGUCUCUCCAUAUUCAU
Messenger RNA from Arachis ipaensis, 1369 nucleotides. The record is from RefSeq and is a predicted model, not a curated record. NCBI's taxonomy places the organism in Eukaryota, Viridiplantae, Streptophyta, Magnoliopsida, Fabales, Fabaceae.